Rhodotorula toruloides NP11 is the source of this 2229-nucleotide messenger RNA. Its product is annotated as minichromosome maintenance protein 5. The record is from RefSeq and is a predicted model, not a curated record. Gene Ontology annotation, cellular component: nucleus; MCM complex. Bases 1 to 2229 code for a protein of 742 amino acids. NCBI's taxonomy places the organism in Eukaryota, Fungi, Basidiomycota, Microbotryomycetes, Sporidiobolales, Sporidiobolaceae. The transcript is spliced from 12 exons. Gene Ontology annotation, molecular function: single-stranded DNA helicase activity; 3'-5' DNA helicase activity; single-stranded DNA binding. Gene Ontology annotation, biological process: double-strand break repair via break-induced replication; DNA replication; DNA replication initiation.
AUGAACACAGGCUUCGACAGAGGGAGCGUCUACAGCGUGCCCGUCUACGGCAGCGACUUCUCCGGCCGCACGGGCGCAUCAGACGCAACGACGACCGCACAGCAGAACACCCAGACCAUCGCAGACUUCCAGCAGUUCGUCACCGAGUUCAGGGAGAACGAGUCGUUCGUGUACCGCGACAGGCUGCGCGCCAACUGCCUCCGCAAGGAGUGGACGCUCGAGGUCGAGAUGGGUCACCUGAUUGGGUGGAGGGAGGACCUCGCGAGCAGGUGCAGGAACGAGCCGGGAGAGAUGGUCCCCCUCUUCGAGAUCGCGUUGCGCAAUGUCGCGCGGAAUCUCCUCUUCCCUACGGCGGCCGGCGCGGAGGAGCGGCAAGAGCGGCAGAAGGCGGUCCCCGAGAUCCAGUUGCAGUUGCGGAGCGGGAGCAGGCUGAUGCAGUUCCGUGAACUUGGCGCAACCAACAUCUCCCGCCUUGUCCGCCUCCCAGGAAUCGUCAUCUCCGCCUCGGUCCUCUCGUCCCGCGCGAUCCGUCUCCACCUCACCUGCAAGUCGUGCCGACACGUCACGACGAUGGACGUGCAAGGCGGCUUCUCUGGCUUCCAGCUCCCGCGCAAGUGUAUCGCACCCGCCCCGCCUGGCGAGACGAAGGAUUGCCCGCUCGAUCCCUACGUGAUCGUACACGACAAAUGCACGUUCGUCGACCAGCAGACGAUCAAGCUGCAAGAAGCGCCCGACAUGGUUCCUGUCGGAGAACUGCCCCGUCACUUGAUCCUGAGUGCAGACAGGUACUUGACGGGCAAGGUCGUCCCCGGUUCAAGGGUUAUCGCGACGGGUAUCUACUCGACCUUCCAGUCCGGCAAGAGCAGGCGCGAUACCCCAGUUGCCCUCCGCACGCCCUACCUCCGCAUCCUCGGCCUCGAAGUCGAUCGCGAAGGCGCAGGCGGCCAAGGCGUCCGGAACUUCACCGCCGAGGAGGAGGAAGAGUUCGAGAAGCUCGGCAAGCAGCCGGACAUUUAUGAGAAGUUUGCGAGGAGUAUCGCGCCGAGUAUCUUUGGGAAUGCUGACAUCAAGAAGGCGAUCGCAUGCCUGUUGUUCGGCGGCUCGAAGAAGGUCCUCCCCGACGGCAUGCGUCUCCGAGGCGACAUCAACGUCCUCCUGCUCGGCGACCCCGGAACCGCCAAAUCGCAGCUCCUCAAAUUCGUCGAAAAGGUCUCUCCAAUCGCAGUCUACACUUCGGGCAAGGGGUCCUCGGCGGCGGGUUUGACUGCGUCCGUGCAGCGUGACCCGCAGUCGAGGGAGUUCUAUCUGGAGGGAGGCGCGAUGGUCCUGGCGGAUGGAGGGGUUGUGUGUAUCGACGAGUUUGACAAGAUGAGGGACGAGGACAGGGUUGCGAUUCACGAGGCGAUGGAGCAGCAGACCAUCUCCAUCGCCAAAGCAGGCAUCACGACCAUCCUCAACUCGCGCACCUCGGUUCUCGCCGCCGCCAACCCCGUCUUUGGACGGUACGACGACAUGAAGACUCCGGCCGACAACAUCGACUUUGCGACGACCAUCUUGUCCCGUUUCGAUAUGAUCUUCCUUGUCAAGGACGAGCAUAACGAGGCGCGCGAUGCGACUAUCGCCAAGCACGUCAUGAACAUUCACAUGAACCGCGCGACGGACCAGGGGGUUGUCGGCGAGAUCGACAUCGAGACGAUGAAGCGCUACGUCUCGUACUGCAAGGCCCGCCGUGCACCGAGGCUCUCGUCCGAUGCGGCGCAGAAGCUCAGCAGCCACUUUGUCGCGCUGAGGAAGCAGGUCCAGCAGCUUGAGAGGGACAACAACGAGCGCUCAUCGAUUCCCAUCACCGUUCGUCAACUGGAGGCCAUCAUCCGCAUCUCCGAAUCGCUCGCCAAGAUUGAGCUCAAGACGGAAGUGCUCGACUCGCACGUCGACGAGGCGAUCCGGCUCUUCAAGUUCUCGACCAUGGACGCCGUGCGAGCCGGCAACGUCGAUGGACUCUCGAAGAGCGAGCUGAUGGAGGAGGUGAAUGCGAUCGAGGACGAAUUGCGGAAGAAGAACCGCCUCGGAGUCGGCCGGACACUCCCUUACUCGUCCCUCCGCGACUACUUCACUCGCAACCGCGGCUUCACUCAACACGCCUUCGACCGCUGCCUCAUGAUCCUCGAGCGGAGCGACGUCCUCCAGUUCCUCCAGCAACGCCGCCUCGUUCGCAGGAUCGCCAUCUAG